UGCUUAUUCACCAGGGAAAAAUGUUGCAGAAGAUUUCUCAGUCUAUUUCUUUAUGUAACGGCGAUCAAUUUAAGCCGUUAAUAUACCUCGCCGGAGCUCCGACGAACUUCAUCUCUUCCCCUCUCUCAGGCAAGAAGAAAUCAUCUUCUCUGAGAAUUAAAAGGAUACAACAACUUCAAAGUACAUUAGAAGAUAGAAUAAAUCCACCACUAGUAUGUGGAACAGUAUCGCCACGUCUUAGUGUUCCUGAUCAUAUACUAAAGCCUCUAUAUGUUGAGUCUAGCAAAGUUCCAGAGAUAUCAAGUGAAUUACAGAUUCCUGACUCUAUAGGCAUUGUGAAAAUGAAGAAAGCGUGUGAGCUCGCGGCUCGUGUAUUAGACUAUGCAGGAACUUUGGUUAGACCGUUUGUUACUACAGAUGAAAUUGAUAAAGCAGUGCAUCAGAUGGUUAUUGAGUUUGGUGCAUAUCCUUCACCUCUUGGAUAUGGUGGAUUUCCUAAAAGUGUUUGUACAUCGGUUAAUGAAUGUAUGUUUCACGGGAUUCCCGAUUCUCGUCCGCUACAGGUUUGGAGUAGCAUGAGAAUUCUCUUUUGUAGUAUAUAUGUAACACCCCGGUUUCAGGAAUAUGGUGGUGCAUGCGGAGAGGUUUAUAAUAUAUCACUAAUCAACAACUUCUUGUAUUCAGAAUGGAGAUAUUAUAAACAUCGAUGUUGCGGUUUACUUGGAUGGGUAUCAUGGAGAUACGUCAAAGACUUUCUUAUGUGGAGACGUCAAUGGAAGCCUUAAACAACUUGUCAAGGUUAAUGUGUGCCUCUAACUUUCGAACUCUUAGGAACCUGUUAGAAGCUGACAUAGUUAUUGUUCUUAAAGGUCACAGAAGAAUGCUUGGAGAAAGGUAUAUCGGUUUGUAAAGAUGGAGCAAGCUUCAAACAAAUCGGGAAGAUAAUCAGGUACUAAAUAGUACUAAUCCCAUUCAAGGGAAGUUAGGAGGAUCAGUUUUAAUUAUAUUUUCAACAGUGAGCAUGCUGCAAAGUAUGGCUAUAAUAUGGAGCGAUUCAUCGGUCAUGGUGUAGGAACGGUAUUACACUCGGAACCUCUUAUAUAUCUUCAUAGUAACUAUGAUUAUGAACUUGAAUAUAUGAUUGAAGGUCAAACUUUUACGCUCGAACCAAUUCUCACCAUUGGAACAACAGAGUUUGUAACAUGGCCUGACAAAUGGACAAUUGUGACCGCAGAUGGUGGUCCGGCCGCACAGUUUGAGCAUACAAUUCUUAUUACCACCACUGGUGCAGAAAUUCUCACCAUAUCAUCAUGAAUUAUAUCACAAUGUUACGGAAUUUACAUUAUGAACCAUCCAUUUCUGUUGUAAAUAAAAGAAAAUAUAAACUGUUUGGUUCUGAGCAGUUGAUGUUGGUGUCGUUGGCAAUUCCUAUCCCUGUGAUAAAUGGUGGAUUGGUUCU
This is a messenger RNA of Arabidopsis thaliana (thale cress), 1459 nucleotides long. RefSeq names its product methionine aminopeptidase 1C (gene MAP1B). The transcript has 7 exons. Gene Ontology annotation, biological process: proteolysis. Gene Ontology annotation, cellular component: chloroplast; mitochondrion. The coding region runs from base 21 to 785 and encodes 254 amino acids. The record is from RefSeq and is marked reviewed. NCBI's taxonomy places the organism in Eukaryota, Viridiplantae, Streptophyta, Magnoliopsida, Brassicales, Brassicaceae. Gene Ontology annotation, molecular function: initiator methionyl aminopeptidase activity; metalloaminopeptidase activity; metal ion binding.